Cololabis saira (Pacific saury) is the source of this 2770-nucleotide messenger RNA. It is a transcript of the gene dtl, whose product is annotated as denticleless E3 ubiquitin protein ligase homolog (Drosophila). NCBI's taxonomy places the organism in Eukaryota, Metazoa, Chordata, Actinopteri, Beloniformes, Belonidae. The coding region runs from base 135 to 2096 and encodes 653 amino acids. The record is from RefSeq and is a predicted model, not a curated record. The transcript has 15 exons. Gene Ontology annotation, cellular component: nucleus. Gene Ontology annotation, biological process: proteasome-mediated ubiquitin-dependent protein catabolic process; mitotic G2 DNA damage checkpoint signaling. Gene Ontology annotation, molecular function: protein binding; protein-macromolecule adaptor activity.
CAGACACGAUCUGUUCGCGGGAAAGGAGCCCGACAGCAACACGGAAAAAGGGGACACACGAGUGAACGAUCCGUCCAAAACUUAAGUUACGAUAUAAACCUUUAUCUCAGAUCGCCUGCUGCAGGAUUGCAAGGAUGCUUUUCCGCUCCGUUGUUGGCAGAGAAGUGGGGAGAAGUAGGAGGAAUGCUGCAGAUCCUCGCUCCAGGAUCCCUCUGAGCUCACUGCUUGAAGGUUACGAGUGCGUCCGACAUGAUGAGCACAUCUCCUACGGGAAUACAGGCGAAACUGUGCCACCGUUUGGAUUGGCUUUCUGCUCUGCGGGGAACCUGCAGAAUGCCCUCGCAUCAGCAAAUGAAGAAGGCAUUGUCAGGAUCUACAACACAGAGAACCGCAAAAACCCUAUUCUUAAAGAAUGGAUGGCUCAUGAAAACGCGGUGUUUGACAUUGCGUGGGUCCCAGGAGAGCCUCAGCUUGUGACUGCAGCAGGUGAUCAGAUGGCCCGGCUCUGGGAUGUGAAGUCAGGAGACGCAUUAGGCAGCUUUAAGGGCCACCUCUGCAGCCUCAAAUCUGUGUCUUUCGCCCCAGAAGAGAAAGCUGUAUUCUGCACUGGGGCCAGAGAUGGAAAUAUUAUGGUCUGGGAUAUCAGGUGCAGCAAAAAGGAUGGUUUUUACAGACAGGUGAAGCAGAUCAGCGGUGCGCACAACAAAGCAGAGACAAACUCCUCCUCUAAGACGAAGAAGAGACGGAGUGGCAUGCGUGGCAUGGCUCCUAGUGUAGACACCCAGCAGAGUGUUACAGUAGUUUUGUUUCGGGAUCAACACACUCUCAUCUCUUCUGGGGCUGUUGAUGGAGUCGUCAAGAUAUGGGAUCUGAGGAAGAACUACACUGCGCACUCUCACGAGCCUGUACCUCUGCAGACAUAUCCGUACGCUGGCUCUUGCACACGGAUGCGGCUGGGCUAUUCAGGGCUUGUUCUGGACUCCUCAAGAUCCAACGUCAUGUGUAACUGCACGGACGACAACAUCUACAUGUUCAAUGUCUGUGGAAUAAAACGGACUCCAGUGGCAGUUUUCAGUGGCCACCAGAACUCUUCCUUUUAUGUCAAGUCCACCAUCAGUCCAGACGACCAGUUCCUGGCCAGUGGCUCCACUGACAAAAACACAUACAUUUGGAAAAUAUCUGACCCUCAGCAUCCUCCCAUGAUGCUACAGGGUCACAAUGAGGAAGUGACAUCCGUCGUGUGGUGUCCAACAGAUUUUACUAAGAUUGCUUCCUGCGCUGAUGACCACACGGUACGGAUCUGGCGGCUUCACCGGAAAACUGACGGAGUACAGACAUCGGUGGGGGAAGCCAACUUGGUUGGUUGGGCACGUCCCACGCUUCCCUUAAGACCGUCGGUUACAGCCGAGAGAACUCCUGCCAAGACCCAGAGGACAGAGAGUCUUGGUGGCCUGGCCUCCCCCCUGCUUGCCUCCUGUGCCCCCAGCGGAGCUGCCCUGCCUCUCCCUUCCAGCACCACGUCCCCCAUCCCCUCUAAGAGGCCUGCUGGUCAUCAGAGAACACCGUGCUCUAUCAAGCAGUGGUUAUCCCCGACCCAAGGAUCGCCCGGCCAGGUCACCCCUCCACCCCGUCCGGUGCUGAGCCUGUGUCAACAGAGCCCAGUGAGCAGCGCCUCUCCGACAGAACGACGAGCCAAACGCAGGCUGGAAACUGGCAGCGGCUCGUCUUUGGACUGCGAUGGUGCCAAGCAGUGCGACUGUGUGACUGAGCUCCAGCCUGCAGCCAAGAGAAGCCGUGCCCUGCCGGGUGUCUGCUGCCUUGCUCAGCAGAGCCCAGCUCAGACAGACUAUCACAAAGAAGAUGGCAAACAGGGCUCAUCAGCACAGGCUGGGAAGGAAAACUGCUCUCCUAGUGCAAAAAACUGGUUGUCAGAGAUGGGGAAAAAAAUGAGGAAAGGUCAGAGAAGUCCUUGCUCACCCAGGAGUCCCAGUACCUGUAAGAAACAAGAAAACAGGACACCGGCUUCACCAACUAUCCACUCACCACAGACCAUGAAGAAAAUCUCAAUGUAUUUUGCAAGAAGGCCUCUGGAGUGAACCAUCAUAGCCAUGAAGAUGUUUUAUUUCGGGUAUUUUUUAAGUGGACUAAACAGACACUACGCCUCUGUCAACCCAAUGUCACGUAUUCUGUGUUCAGAGAUCAACAAAGCAGUCAUGCUGAGUAUUUGAUGUUUUUGUUAUUACCAUUACCUGUUUUUUUCCCCAAUUACAUCCAAUGUUUUGCAUUUGGCUCCUACAUGAUAAUCUGUUCUGGUUGUUGCAAAGUAAAUCUACAAUUUUACUCUUAACAAAUACCUUUCAGAAGUUAUUUUGUAUUUUAUACUUUGAUUGGUCAGAAGUUUCAUUUGGUAUUAUUUCUGCAGAGAAAAUAUUUGCCUACUGGUGUGGAUAGUGUACAUUCUGAAAAUUUUUUUUUUUCUUUUUUUAAUUUUUCAACUUUUUUGUCCGUUUUAAGGACUGUAUUCCUUUGAAAAGUCACCAGUUCACAAAUACGCUUUGUAACAGUUUGAAAACAAGCAGUUCAUAUCUAUCUUGUUGUUUUCUUUAUGCAUUACAACAGUGUUGCACAUAAGAUUUGCAAGGUGUGUUUUUAUUUUCCUCUUAAGCAAAUGUGAAGUGAUGUUUAAGUUGUCUAUAUGUACAAAAUAACCAAAUGUUUGUUGGACUGACGUUUCCUGUAACAUUUUUAUUAAAUUGUAAAUGGCCUACAU